This is a messenger RNA of Tetrahymena thermophila SB210, 2997 nucleotides long. Its product is annotated as myotubularin-related protein. Lineage: Eukaryota; Ciliophora; Oligohymenophorea; Hymenostomatida; Tetrahymenidae. The transcript has 9 exons. Gene Ontology annotation, molecular function: phosphatase activity. The record is from RefSeq and is a predicted model, not a curated record. Gene Ontology annotation, biological process: dephosphorylation.
AUGGAUAGCCAAUAGUAAUAAACUUAAUAAGGAGUCAAUUCGAACUUGCAGUAAGUUAAUAUACAAAAAGGCAGGGAUCCUUUAGGAGUUAUGAAGACAAAGCCAUCUUAAAAUGACCAGUUUGUCAUCAACAAGAAUACAAAUAAUGUCAUCUUAUCUGGCGAUAGAUCAUCUAACUAAAGAAGAAUUAUUAGCUUUAACUCGGCAAGAUCUUCCGAAGCUCCAUAAAAUUAGUUUUAACAAAAUUUAUAGCAAAAUUAAUAGCAAAGUUAGGAGUCUUUGAUUCGUAGAGAGUCACCUCCUUAAUAAACUAAUAAAUAAAACUCACAUAAGGAUAAUUUCUCUCCUAUUAAAAAGAACCCUGACCCUGCUAUUGCAAUAUUCUCAAAUUAUUCAACUUAAAAUCCCUUUAAAGAGCAUGAUAAAUUUGAUGAUAUAAAUAAAAACAGAUAGAGCACAUAAAAUUAAAAUAACAACAAUUCAAGCAAUAGCAGCAGCUAAAAUAUAUCAAAUGACUGGAUUGAUAUUAGGAAAGAUAAUUAAAGCCAAACAUUUGAAAAAGGUUAAGUUAAAGUAGUAAAUUUAAAAGGGAAGGAUCCUCAUAUUAUUGCAUAAGAAUAGGAAAUUAUGUUUAAUUCUCUAAAAAAUAUGAAAGUAGAUCGCGAUUUUAUUUUAAAGGGUGAGGAAUUGAAAGCGUUUUCAGAAACUUUUCUCAAGUUUGGUUAGUAUAUGGUUGAAGGCAAAUUAAUUCUAACAAACUACAAAUUAAUAUUUGUGCCAAAUGAUGAAGGUAGAUUAUUCUAAUUUAUUGAUAGAAAAGAUUUUCAGUUGAUACCAUUAGGGUUCAUUCAUAAGCUAGAAAGAAGUGUAGAAAAGAAGGGUUUAUAGUAUUCUUAUAUUGAUAUAACAUGUAAAGAUGGCAGAAAUUAUAGGUUUAGAUACUAGCCAGAGUGCUAAAACUAAUCAUUUGAAAUGUAAAUCAAAAUACAUGCAACUGCAUUUCCUGAGGAUGUAAGGAGACUCUUUUCCUAUUCUUAUAGCAUCUAUGACAGAUAAUUAGAAGAUUAAUUUUAAGGAUGGUAACUAUUAGACAUCAAAGCUGAAUUUGAAAGACAAGGUGUUAUUAUUUAACCAGUCGAAUUUGAUAAAAGCCAAACAGAUAAGGAUUAUGCAUCAAGUCCUUUCAAGUAUAUGGACAAUAGCACAGGUGGAGUUUGCUCAACUUAUCCCCCUUUGAUAGUUGUUCCUAGCAAGUUGUCUAAUGAUGAUGUUAUAAAAUGCUCGAAAUUUCGUUCAAGAGAAAGAUUACCAGCACUUUCAUUUGCUUUUAAAAGGAGACCAAAUUCUAGCUAUACAACUUUAUGGAGAUGUGCUCAAUGUAAGCCUGGUAUUAACUCUAAUAGAUCUAUUGAAGAUGAGACAUUCAUAAAAGUUAUCGGAUGUCUUGAAAAAAACUCUAAUAUUCCUAAGGUAGUAAAAAUAUACGAUGCCAGACCAUAUCUUAAUGCUGUUGGCCAACAAAUUACAGGUAAAGGUUAUGAGCAGAAAUAGUAUUAUAGGAAUGGUGAUAUCGAAUUUUUAGAUAUUCAUAAUAUUCACAAAGUACGUGAGUCUUACAAAAAAAUGGCUGCUGCAGCUUAUGCUGGUACAAACGAAUUCUUAAAAGAAGUCGAUAAAAGUGAUUGGUUUAUUCAUAUAAGUACAAUUAUGGAAGGUACUCGUAAAGUUGUUAGUUCGUUAACAGAUGAAGUAAAUGUAGUGAUUCACUGCAGUGAUGGAUGGGAUAGAACAUCUCAGCUCAUUUGCUUAGCAUAAAUGUGUAUAGAUCCUUACUUUCGUACUAUUGAAGGUUUUGAAGUACUCAUAGAAAAAGAUUGGGUAUAAUUUGGCCAUCAAUUCUGUUUGCGUUCAGGGCAUGCUUCAAAAAAUUGCAAUGACGACCAAAGAGCUCCUAUAUUUAUUUAAUUUUUAGAUUGUGUUUAUUAAUUAACCUUGUAAUACCCUCUUUCUUUUGAGUUUAAUUCUAAGUUUUUAAGUGAAAUAGCACAUCAUUACUUGAGCUGCAGGUUCGGUACUUUCUUAUACAACAGCUACCAAGAACAAGUUGCUUACAAUGCAAGAUCUUAAACUAUUUCUUUAUGGAGCUACUUAAACAGUUAAAGAGUAACAUUUGAAAAUCCCUUUUAUUUGUCAGUUCAUGAUACCAACUUAUCUAUAAUCUUCCCUGAUAGCCAUACAAGAAGAUUUUCAGUUUGGAGAGAUCAUUUCAUGAUUUAUUAACCUGGUUUUUGUGAUGCCUACAAAAUUUACACCGAAUGCAACUUUUCAGAGGAUAAUAUGUACGUAUUGAAGAGAUCUUCUUAAAUGAGAUAUGAAUAAUUUAGAGAAGAAAACAAACUACUUCAUAAAAAGAUAGAAGAGUUAGAAGCUUAACUCAAAGCUUUAAACCACAAUGAAGAGGAAGAUAAGUUCUUAAAUAAUAAUAAUAAUAAUAAAAACUAAGAAAAGUAAACCACCGAAGAGAUUUUAUCAAAUAGAAAAAAAACAGAAGCAAAAUUAAAUUCUAACCCUUUGAUGUAAGCUAAUUUUGGUGCAAAAAAAAAUACAAGCGAAGCUGUUAAUGAAAUCACAGAAAAAGAAAUUUAAUAAAACGAGAAUAUAGAAAAUCAAAAUAUCUUGAUCCCUCAAGUAAGUGAUAUCUAAUUAACAGAAAAGCAAGAAGAAUUUGUUUCUAACUAAGAAUUAGAUAAAGCAUAUAUUGAAGAGUUAGGAUAGGAAAAAGGAGAGGAUUUUGGAAGUUUAAAUUAGGAUGAAAUAGAUCGCUAAAGUAAUUUACAAUCAAACUCCAAAAUAGUUACAGAUACAGAUAAAAAUGAAGCUUCUUAAUUAGAUUAAUAACAAUAAGAAAAUAUACUAUAAGAAAUACUUGAAGAAGAAGAAUAACUAAAACACAAUUAAGAAGAUGUAAAUAAUGUGAUAACUUUAGAUGACGAUUGA